Messenger RNA from Pseudo-nitzschia multistriata, 2402 nucleotides. The record is from the annotation of a GenBank genome assembly. Lineage: Eukaryota; Bacillariophyta; Bacillariophyceae; Bacillariales; Bacillariaceae.
CACAAAUAACGAGUGACGACGUUAAACACCGUAGUACCGUACAACUUCCUCCGACUGACUGCACGAUAUGCCCAGUAAUAUUAUCUGCCUCGUAGAACGAAACCUUGCUUACCUACUGUACAGUUUGUAGUACCGUACGUAACUUCCUUUACUAGAAGCAAUUUUUCUCGAGAAAGUCAUUGAUUUUUUAUGCAACCAAAGACACAACCAAGCAACCGAGAGGUCCACCUUGGUUGCAGUUCAAUGAUACCAGCACAGUCAUCAAGCAAAGACGACAAGUGACUACGCCGCAAAAUCUACAGGAAGCUAGAAGCAACGAACAACCGAACAGUGAUCGUCCGAAAGCACUCACAAAAAAAAUCAACCAGCUCUCCGAUCAACGCACAACAAUAUCAUAACAAAUACAAUGGAAGAGUCGCAAGAUGAAGGCAAGAGUGCUAACAUUGCGUUGCCGCCCAAUGCUGCGAACUCAAUUGGUGGCAGUGCUAGUACCGCUGCCAGUGUCAGCGAAGCCCUUCCCGCGCGCGUGAGAACUCGGCGUCGUCGUCCACUCCCCGAGUCCCAGGCCAAGCGAAGGAUGGAGGCCAUGGUUUCCGGAAUCGAUCACAAACUGGCAGCGGCUUUCAUCUUGAUCUUGGUGCUGUACGUUGGCAUUACCAUCGGAACGUUUUUGAGUAUCGACUCACAGGAUUUUCGGCACGAAGUCAUCGAGCAAGCGAGCCCUAAACGGAUGAAGAUGAUCAAAAACGUUUUCCGUAGUGCCGAAAACAAGCAGCAGGACAAUGCGAACAAAAAACAGAUUGACCCACCGCACCUGCGGGCGGAAGAUAUAUCCGAUAUAACAACCCUACAUAGCACCUUCCCGGUGCAUGCUUCGAAGGAUCUGGAAUGGAUCGACCAUCCUGGUAUCUUCCUUUCGGACCCUAAAAAGAUAAAAUCGAUCCUGGAACAAUUCAAGGACAAGCUACCUCAGAACGGAAAGAUGCAAGUUCCCAAAUUUUGGAGACCAAGCGCGUACGGGCCGGAAGGCGUACGACACUACCUGGGAAAUUACGGUGAAAAACUCAUAUCUCCGACGCAAGCUCUUCAAAUUGGUAGCCGUCUCCCCGGACGAGGACUCGAGACAGUUUAUAUUUCUGUGGCUUCCUAUCGUGAUCCCGAAUGCCAACCGACCGUCGAAGAUAUCUUUUUGAGAGCCGAGUACCCAGAGCGCCUACGAGUCGCUGUGGUUGAGCAACGUGUCGAAGGAGAGGACGAUGAACUAAUUCCACGGUGCGGGGAACCAUUGAGGCCUUGUUCAGAAGACCCCGAUCAGGUAAUGUGCAAGUAUGCUCAUCAGCUCGAUGUUUUUGUCGUACCAGCCAUUCUAUCCGUUGGACCCGUAUUCGCCCGGCACAUCGCCAACCGGAUGUACCGCGGUGAAUAUUUCGCUAUGCAAGUCGAUUCACACGUGCGAUUCAUUCACCACUGGGAUUCGGAUCUGAUAUCUCAAUGGAAAUCGGCGAAGAACGAAAUGGGCAUCAUCACUACAUACUUGAGUGACAUAACGAAUAGCAUCGAUCCCGUUACAUUUGAAAACCGUCAUCCCAACAGACCCAUCAUGUGCCAAACCGGUUACGAAGGAGCAGGAAAAUUAAGGCACCUGCGGCAUGGCCAGCAACCGGAAGGAUUGCCAGGCAUUCACGGUGAACCAACCCUUCACCCAUUCUGGGCAGCGGGAUUCUCCUUUGCACGAGGACAUUUUGUCGUCCAAGUACCGUAUGACCAGUACCAACCAAUGGUCUUCCAAGGGGAAGAAAUUAACAUGGGCUUGAGGGGAUGGACCUACGGGUAUGAUUAUUAUACUGCAGAGACGUCGGUCGCUUUUCACAUGUAUGCCAUCAAGGACAACAAAGCCAAACGAAAGAAGGUGAAACUAUUCUGGGAAAACAGCAACCUUUAUCCCGGUGCGGCAGUACAGGGCAUGAAACGACUGAACGGGAUUAUUGGAACCGGAGACCCAGGCGAUGUGUAUUACAAAGAGGAAGAAAAAGAGUAUGGGCUCGGAAGCGUUCGACCAAAGGAACAAUUUUACAGACUUUACGGAAUCCACACGGAGUCAAAGACUGUCGAAGAAAAUUUGUGUCGCUUUGUUGGGAAACCCAUGCAGAAAAAGUUCAAACCAUACCUGCGGGAGAAUCUCAUGGGCAUUGACUUCUCACACGUCGCUUUCGAAUUCAAAAAUCCCGACAAACUCGAGGAACGCAAGCACAAGCGCAAGGGUCAUAAGGGUUAGCAGGAGUCCCAAAUUGGAAUCGAGAGUCACGGGCAUCCAUAUUCGAAUCUCCCAGACUGGAAAUCAUAUUAGUCGAGUUUUCAGAAAUAUGGCACGAGCAUUGCUGUACUAAACGAAGUUGUCUGUC